UUGGAUAAGAAGGAAGAGACAGACGGUGAUGUCGAAGUUACCUGGGUCGAUCAAGAACGAAUUAAUGAAUUCAGUAGAUACAAUGCUAAAAUUGAUGAUCUCGAGGAGCAAUAUGAAAAACUCAAGCAAGAAAAGGAAUAUUUAGAUGAUGUAGCGAUGGAACUUGAAUUAGUAGAUGAAGAUGAAGCAGUACGAUAUAAAGUGGGUGAUGCUUUUAUUCAUGUUAGUGCAUCUGAAGCUAUAGAAAAAGUUGAAAAGGAUUCUGAAAAGUUAGGCUCAGCAAUUGAAGAU
Cokeromyces recurvatus is the source of this 291-nucleotide messenger RNA. Its product is annotated as Prefoldin beta-like protein. Gene Ontology annotation, cellular component: prefoldin complex; cytoplasm. The annotation marks the transcript as partial. The record is from RefSeq and is a predicted model, not a curated record. Gene Ontology annotation, biological process: protein folding. The transcript is spliced from 2 exons. Lineage: Eukaryota; Fungi; Mucoromycota; Mucoromycetes; Mucorales; Mucoraceae.